GGAAUUGCAUCUUUUUUGUCUUGGGUCCCAGUGGUUGGUAGAGUUAAUUGUCAAUCACCAUGUUAACCAAGAGUGUGAAUAUGAGGUUUCCAGUGAUAAUAAUUGAGUUGAUAGAAGCAAGAUUUCAAUGGUGUUACUGUUAUCUACAUUUCAAAAAGCUUUGUCUAUGGAGUUUCUACUCUUUUUGUUAUUCACACCAUAUGCUCUUGGUGAUUCUACUCCUUUUCCCACCAACUUUCUCUUUGGCACUGCUUCUUCUUCCUACCAGUAUGAAGGUGCUUACUUGAGUGAUGGAAAAGGGUUGAGCAACUGGGAUGUCUUUACUCACAAACCAGGUAGUACUGAUGAUGGAAGUAACGGCGAUGUUUCUGUUGAUCAAUACCAUCGGUAUCUGGAGGAUGUAGAUUUAAUGGAAGCUAUCAAAGUCAACAGCUACCGGUUUUCAAUUUCAUGGACAAGAAUUCUACCAAAAGGUAGAUUUGGAGAGGUCAACAUGGCUGGAAUCGACUACUAUAAUAGGCUUAUUGAUGCUUUGCUACUCAAAGGUAUCCAACCAUUUGUUACAUUGUUUCACUUUGAUAUCCCUCAAGAACUUGAAGACCGAUAUGGAGGUUGGCUAAGUCCCCAAUCACAGGAAGAUUUUUUAUUAUUUGCAGACAUAUGUUUUAAAUCCUUUGGUGACAGAGUUAAGUACUGGAUCACAUUCAAUGAACCAAAUCAACAUGUUACAGUUGCUUACCGUAAAGGUAUACACCCACCAUGUCGCUGCUCCGGAAAAUUUGGAAAUUGUAGCGAGGGAGAUUCAGAGAAGGAGCCCUUUGUGGCAGCGCAUAAUAUUAUCCUAUCACAUGCAGCUGCAGUUGAUAUUUAUAGAAACAAAUACCAGGCUGAGCAAGGCGGAGAAAUUGGCAUCGUCGUACACAUUGACUGGUUAGAGCCGUUAAGCAAUUCCACAGCAGAUCAAUUAGCUGCUGAAAGAGCACAAUCAUUCAGCAUGAACUGGAUCUUGGAUCCAAUCAUAUUCGGCAAGUAUCCAAAAGAGAUGGAGAUGAUUCUAGGAAGCAUAUUACCCAAAUUUUCCAGUAAUGACAAAACAAAACUGAAUCAAGGACUCGAUUUCAUUGGCAUCAAUCAUUAUGCAAGUUUCUAUGUCAGUGACUGCAUUUCAUCAGUGUGUGAGUCUGGGCCAGGAGUCUCCACAACAGAAGGUUUAUUUCAACAAACUUCACAAAAAGACGGUGUCCCAAUUGGAGAGCUCACUCCGUUUGAGUGGCUCAAUGUUUACCCACAAGGCAUGAAGAAAACCAUUAACUAUGUGAAAGAAAGGUACAAUAACACUCCAAUGUUCAUCACUGAGAAUGGGUAUGGCAAUUUGUAUGAUCCGGAUAACACAAAUGAAGAACAUCUUCAUGAUAUUAAGAGAGUAAACUACAUGUCUGGUCACUUAGAUAAUCUAAUGGCAUCAAUAAGGGAAGGAGCAGAUGUGAGAGGUUACUUUACCUGGUCUUUGCUUGACAACUUUGAGUGGACAUAUGGUUUUUCGGUGAGAUUUGGACUUUACCAUGUUGAUUUUGCCACACAGAAGAGAACUCCAAAAUUGUCAGCAAGUUGGUACAAAGAUUUCAUUGCAAAGCAUAAAACCGAGAGCAUUAAUAUCGCACAUGACAGCGAGACGAGAAACAACUGGAACAAACAAUUCAAGGCAAAUGCCAUGCUUAGAACUGUAAGCUCGGAGCAUAGAAUGAAAAACUUGGAUUAACUUGUCUCAUUGUCCAUUGUAACUAUCGUUUCUUUCACAACCUUAAUUGUACUCUCUUGUUUUAUGGACAAGAACCGUAGUUUAUUCUCUUACAGUUAAUCAAUAAAUCAAUGAAUGAAUUGCAAAGUACAACAA
Trifolium pratense (red clover) is the source of this 1894-nucleotide messenger RNA. Its product is annotated as beta-glucosidase 46-like. Gene Ontology annotation, molecular function: beta-glucosidase activity. The transcript has 12 exons. The record is from RefSeq and is a predicted model, not a curated record. Lineage: Eukaryota; Viridiplantae; Streptophyta; Magnoliopsida; Fabales; Fabaceae. The coding region runs from base 128 to 1759 and encodes 543 amino acids. Gene Ontology annotation, biological process: carbohydrate metabolic process.